Fusarium mangiferae is the source of this 1803-nucleotide messenger RNA. RefSeq lists its product as uncharacterized. Bases 1 to 1803 code for a protein of 600 amino acids. The transcript is spliced from 3 exons. Lineage: Eukaryota; Fungi; Ascomycota; Sordariomycetes; Hypocreales; Nectriaceae. The record is from RefSeq and is a predicted model, not a curated record.
AUGCCCUCUCCUUCUAAAAUUGCAGCUGUAGCUGCUGUGUCCUUCACUCUCAUCGACGCAAAAGCUUGUCCGCCCCUUGGCGCCGUCUUCCCAGCACCUCAAUCCCCUUCCCAAAGCUCCAUCGUCAAAAAAGCAACAUCCCUUCUCAAAGCAGGUCUCGACGCUCAAAUAGGCGCUCGAUUCAAUACUUCAGCUCUCUCUAUUGGAGUCAAGUCCCUUCACGAGGAUGACCCUUUGUUUACGUAUCAGUGGACACCGCCUAAUCCCGGCGAGGGCACUGAUAAGGUAGACGAAGACACUGUCUUUCGAAUUGCUAGUGGUUCCAAGCUUUUCACUGCUUUGGCGGCGCAUAUUAGUGAUAAAAUUGACUUGGAAGCUUCUGUGUUGAAGUAUUUGCCUGAGUUGAACAAGACAGCUGGGGAUGUAUAUCUUUUCGUUGAAGUGGGAGGACAUCACUGUCGGAUCACUCUGGCUCAGGAUCUUGCGAUCGUUGGCUCAGCUCCAUGGCAGCCAUACGGUCUUCCCGAGGUUCCCAAGGGCAAAGGCCCCAACUGCUCUGGUCUUCCCGGCACUACCCCCUGUACCAGGAAAGAUCUUCUUGAGCAGGUCAACCUUCGACCUCCAGUUUAUGCACCUUUCACCAACCCUAUUUACUCCAACGUUGGCCAUGCUCUUCUUGGUCUUGUCAUUGAGGCUGCUGAGGACAUGCCCUAUGAGGAUGUUAUCAAGCGUGAUAUUCUUGACGUUGUUGGUAUGAAGCAUACUUAUGUCGACAAGACUCCUCCCAUGGAUGAUCUCUUCAUUCCUGUCAAGGAGCCUACCUGGAACGCUACUCUUGCUGUUUUCGAUUCUGCUGGUGGCAUUUUCUCUUCCGUCUCUGACAUGCUUCUCCUUGCCGAUGGUAUCCUCAGCAACAAGUUCCUCACACCCGUUCAAACCCGCAAGUGGAUGAAGCCAGAGGCCAACACCGCUUCAUGGGGCUACCAAGUCGGCGGUCCAUGGGAGAUCCUCCGCGGUGACAACAUCACCUCUGACGGUCGUCUCAUCGACAUCUACACCAAGAGUGGUGAUCUCGGUCUCUACCACUCUCAAACCGUCCUCAUUCCCGACUACGACAUCGUCAUCUCUAUCAUGACCGGCGGUCUCGAAGCGUCUGCAAACUCCUUCGUCACCGGCACCAUCCUCAGCAAGGUUCUCCAAAAUCUCCUUCCCGCUAUUGAAAAGGUCGGUCGUGAUGAUACAAAGGAGGCUUUUGUAGGUGAUUACGAGGACAAGGAUACCAACUCAACUAUUACAUUCGCAAUGGACAGCGGACCUGGUCUCAAGAUCAAGAGCUGGCAGGUCCGUGGUUUCGAUGUCCUGAACAACAUCGGAAACUACAAUUUCAACGCCCUCGAGUCCAACGCCUCCACAGAGACUCCAUAUGUCGACGCCCGCAUGUAUCCCAGCAACCUCAACAAGAAGGGCCAAACAGCCUGGCGCGCUGUUUUCGACCGCACGAAUUCUACCGCGGACGCAGAGUAUGACAGUGAACUGUUCUUCAAAGAUGGAGCAUGCCAGACCUGGUUCCAGCAAGAUCGUAUGGUAUACGAUUACCUGCCCCUGGAUUUGUUUGUUUUUGUUGAGGGCGAGGAGGGUGUUAGUGAGGCAGUGAAGAGCCCUGCUUUCAAUGUGACUUUGACAAAGGUACGGCAACCCGCGGAGAAGAAGGCGGCGGAUGAUAGAAAUGCUGCUGGUGAGAUGCGAGUUGGGGGCCUUGGUCUUUCACUUGUGGCUGUUGCGACGUUUAUGAGCUUGUUCUAA